CAAUGAAGGCUGCUCUGUUCUUUGUUGCUGCACUUGUCUCAGUUGCGGUGGUCCACGGACAACUAGAAGAGUCGACCACCGUCACUAUCCAGAAUGAGGAGCCACCGUCCGCCACCAUCCCGGCUGUGAGAACAUUGGUGGCUGCGUCGUACGCGGAAGAAGAUGACGAUACCAUUUGUGUCCAGGCAGACAACAAGUUCUACUUGUAUGCUAAUUCACUGAAGCUGUAUUCUUGCUACCACCUGCUACCGAAGGUUUAUGUGGUGAAACCCAAGAGUCUAUGUAAACCAGUCCUGUCAGACUGUCCCAAGAAUUAG
Molecule: messenger RNA, 317 nt
Organism: Schistocerca americana (American grasshopper)
Lineage: Eukaryota; Metazoa; Arthropoda; Insecta; Orthoptera; Acrididae
Exons: 3
Coding region: 3-317 (104 amino acids)
Source: RefSeq, a predicted model, not a curated record